AUGACAAUCACUCUGAGACUAGUCAUUCAUACCAUCAAUCUGAUACUCCUCGUAUCCCUAGCCAACGUAUGUUUGUUAUUCGCUUUACUCGUCAAGCCCUUCUCGGAAGAUAAAUCAUGGGAGUUGGUAUGCUGGACUGGUAACUGGUUCUGGAGGUAUAUGCAGAAUCAUUGGGAAAAUACUCUGAACGCUAAAGGUGCGGUGCAAGUAACUGGAGAUGAGAUACCUGAAAGGGAAAGUGCGUUCGUCAUAACGAAUCACCUAGGAUACUCGGAUUACUACCUCUUCCAUUAUCUCUCAUCUCGAGCGAAGAUGAUGGGUAACUCGAGGUACUUUGUCAAGAAAGAGAUACUUAGAAUACCAUUUUUCGGUUUAGCGUUCUGGUCGAUGGGUAUGAUACUGGUAUCAAGGAAUUGGACAAAUGACCAAAGGUUAAUCGAACAAGCCUUCAAGAGGGUCAAAGAAAACCAUCACCCGUGUUGGAUCGUACUUUGUCCUGAAGGGACAAGACGAACUGAUUCGAAGAUACUCAAGUCCCAAGCAUUUGCUAGACAAAAGGGUAAAGAUGAAUUACAGCAUGUUUUGUUCCCCCGAACCAAAGGUUUCGUAUCCACCGUUCAAGCCCUCAGAAUAUCACAUAUCAAAUAUAUCUACGAUCUCACCUUACUCUAUCAAUCCCCUGGCAAUGGGAAUAACAGAUGGAAGGUCCCUUCCUUGGCUGACCAGUUGAAUUGUAAAGAUCUCACCGAAAAAGGUUAUAGAUAUAAGCUACAUGUGAAGAGAAUUGGCAUAUCAGGCUUACCACAAGACGAGGAAUCAUUGCAACGUUGGUGCGAAGAUAGGUGGAAAGAUAAAGAUGAUUUGUUGAAUAUGUGGUUGAGCGAUAGUAAAAUCAGCAAUGGUAAUGGGACAAAAGGUAAGAUGGGUAUCAAUGGGUUUGAUCACCAUAUCGGUCAUUGA
Molecule: messenger RNA, 960 nt
Organism: Kwoniella mangroviensis CBS 8507
Lineage: Eukaryota; Fungi; Basidiomycota; Tremellomycetes; Tremellales; Cryptococcaceae
Exons: 8
Coding region: 1-960 (319 amino acids)
Cellular component (GO): endomembrane system
Molecular function (GO): 1-acylglycerol-3-phosphate O-acyltransferase activity
Source: RefSeq, a predicted model, not a curated record